UUCUUCUUCUACCCUUUACCUUGUUCCCUUGUCCUGACGCUCUCUGUUUUGGCUUUAGAAAGUCCUAACCUUUUUAGUUUUCGUCAAGCCAGGGGUUUUGUUUUGCCUUGGGGGGUUGUUUUGGACACGGUGAAGCUUUUGUUUCAGCGGGGGAAUUCCGGUUUAGUUCUCGUCGGAAUCUGAAAUUCGCCAGAGACAUGGCUUCAAAUAUCCCGAUGAGCCCUCAAUUGGAGCAGAUCCACGGUGAAAUCCGUGACCAUUUCCGUGCCAUCGCGAAUGGUUUCCAGAAGUUGGAUAAGAUAAAGGAUUCAACUAGACAAAGCAAGCAACUUGAGGAACUUACUGACAAGAUGAGAGACUGUAAAAGGUUGGUGAAGGAUUUCGACCGUGAGCUCAAGGAUGAGGAAGCAAGCAAUUCUCCUCAAGUAAUUAAGCAAUUGAACGAUGAGAAACAAUCCAUGAUCAAGGAACUCAACUCUUACGUUGCACUAAGAAAAACGUAUAUGAGUACACUUGGAAACAAGAAAGUUGAACUAUUUGAUAUGGGAGGAGCUGGAGUCAGUGGCGAGCCCACCGCUGAAGAAAACGUUCAAGUGGCUUCAUCGAUGUCAAACCAGGAGCUCGUUGACGCUGGAAUGAAAAGAAUGGAUGAGACUGAUCAAGCCAUUGAGCGCUCUAAACAGGUGGUGGAGCAAACAAUCGAAGUUGGGACUCAAACUGCAGCUAACUUAAAGGGACAGACGGAUCAAAUGGGGCGCGUGGUUGACCACUUGGACACGAUUCAGUUCUCUAUCAAGAAGGCUUCCCAGCUAGUGAAAGAGAUAGGAAGACAGGUGGCUACUGAUAAAUGCAUAAUGAUGUUCCUGUUUCUCAUUGUAUGCGGUGUUGUAGCCAUCAUCAUUGUGAAGAUUGUACACCCGAAUAACAAAGACAUAAGGGACAUACCAGGAUUAGCUCCUCCAGCUCAAUCAAGGAAGCUAUUGUACUUGAGGAAUCCAGAGUGCAUGUGAAAAUAGAACUAUCUGUCUGUAUAUUUUAUUUGAAAUGAGGAAAUUGUAUCUUUGAGGUUCUAUAGUUCAUCUUCUUUGUUUU
This is a messenger RNA of Raphanus sativus (radish), 1092 nucleotides long. RefSeq names its product novel plant SNARE 13. Gene Ontology annotation, cellular component: Golgi apparatus; late endosome membrane; ER to Golgi transport vesicle membrane. Lineage: Eukaryota; Viridiplantae; Streptophyta; Magnoliopsida; Brassicales; Brassicaceae. The transcript has 9 exons. Gene Ontology annotation, biological process: retrograde vesicle-mediated transport, Golgi to endoplasmic reticulum; vesicle fusion. Gene Ontology annotation, molecular function: SNAP receptor activity; SNARE binding. The coding region runs from base 198 to 1010 and encodes 270 amino acids. The record is from RefSeq and is a predicted model, not a curated record.